This is a messenger RNA of Marchantia polymorpha subsp. ruderalis, 914 nucleotides long. The record is from the annotation of a GenBank genome assembly. Lineage: Eukaryota; Viridiplantae; Streptophyta; Marchantiopsida; Marchantiales; Marchantiaceae.
AUGCGGCGAGGGAACAAAUUCAACGAGGCAGAACUCGGGAAUUCAAGAGGGUUCGAAGGAAUGUCGUCUACCGAGGCGGAGAGAGAAUGGCGAGCGGCGCAGCUGUUCAUGGCCAAGGGCCCAUCGCCGACCCUGGAGUUUUUGGUGGAAGACGCGAAAGCGCAGCUCUUCGCUCUCAGAGCGCAAGCGUUGGACGGUCCGUGUCCUUCCGGACAGGAUGGAUAUUUGACGACGGAUCCUGCUCUGAGGAGGAAGCAGGAGGCAUGGGCUGCUCUUGGGGCCAUGCCCCAGGUUGAAGCGAAACGUAAAUUUGUGGAGUUUUUGACGACUGUGCUGCCAGAGUGGAAGGCUUGGAGCGACACGCAUGGUGAAGCUCUUAGGGUAGAGCAGCAGGAGGGCUCGGCAGAGCGCAUUCUCAGACUGUUCAAAGCCAAAACAGGCGUCGGAUUCCCAUCGAGGCUGUAAUUUCACUCUAUUUUGAAUUUCAGAUCAGUCGGCUUCAAAGUGUGAGCUCUGAUUUCUCAGCUCUCUCUGAAUUCCGCAGCCUACAGGUGUACAUAGCGCGGAAGGCCUCACAGGUUGCGACCAGUUGAGGUGUUUCUGCUACCUCGGGCUCUGGUGGUUCGCCGUGAUCUUGAGGUGAACGCAAUUGGGCAGGCUGCGGCUGUUCCUCCACUACUGCUGUUGUGCUAUUAUUAUCUUUCCUCGGAGAACUAUUUGUAGACUCGUUCAAAAUGGCUCCUUGUCCCUGCCAGGCGUCCAGCUCGGUAGCUCUCAUUGGAACAUUGGGAAAAUAAUCCUGUCGCCUGCAUCACAUCUCACCAAAUUGUCGGUAACAUACAGCAGACGGAUCAAGGCCUACAUGUAAACCAACUUAUUUGAUCACCAAGUAAAAACUGACUUCCUGCAGUGCA